Messenger RNA from Mytilus californianus (California mussel), 942 nucleotides. RefSeq lists its product as uncharacterized. NCBI's taxonomy places the organism in Eukaryota, Metazoa, Mollusca, Bivalvia, Mytilida, Mytilidae. The record is from RefSeq and is a predicted model, not a curated record. The coding region runs from base 45 to 851 and encodes 268 amino acids. The transcript has 10 exons.
CCACGACUAAUGUACAAUGUUUUAAAUGCUCUGGUGUUCCCCGGAUGGAGGACUGUGGGCACACAGUAACCUGUGGUGAGCACGAGGAGUGUUAUGCAAGACGAAGUGUCGGAACAGUUGGUAAUGUAAUAUACGAGUCGGGAUGUAUUUCCAAAGAUGUGUGUAAACAGCUGUCACAAAUUGGACGGAAAAGAUCUACAGGAAGACAUAAAAGAGCAUUUGUGAACUGUCUACAGUGUUGUAACUCUCAAUUCUGUAAUAAACAUCUUUGUACUAAACAACCUGUAAUUUCGAAUCAUAUAGAAUGCUUCGCAUGUAAUGACGUACUGGUGCCAGAACACUGUACCAACACAGUUUUAUGUGGAAUAGACCAAGAAUGCCAAACAAAUAUGCGACUUUUAACUACAAACUACGAAUUGAGGUACACACUAGGAUGUGGUCCAAAAGCUUUAUGCAGAGCAUUAGAGGCUGACUUAAGCAUACCAGAUAAGAACUAUUGUGUAAGGUGUUGUAAUAAAAAUUACUGCAACCCAAAGCUGUGUGGAUUCCUUAGUCAGGCUAUACCAGUAAUGACGGUUAAACCGCAGGACCGCAUUGUUUUGCCUAAUGACAAAGUCGAACUUCAGUGUCUUAUAGCUCAUAUAGAUGGGUUACCAUUCAAUAUAACAUGGACACACCAGAACUCAAAUAAAGUUGUGACAACACCACCUAUUCAGCUGAUGAGGGAAAGCCAAAUUCUUGAUAUGACUAUAACAAAGGCGCAUUAUGGCUACUGGACAUGUUCUGCAAGAAAUCAAAAUGGUGUAGUUAACGCAACAGCUAGAAUACAACCGCCUGUACCUGGUAGAUAGGCCAGGUCUCUUACAUCAGGGAAAGAAAACCAAAUUUCAGGUGUUAAUAUUUAUGCAAAUUAAAGUAAUAAAGUCAUGAACAAAUAUGUGA